Molecule: messenger RNA, 5267 nt
Organism: Triticum aestivum (bread wheat)
Lineage: Eukaryota; Viridiplantae; Streptophyta; Magnoliopsida; Poales; Poaceae
Exons: 9
Coding region: 313-1557 (414 amino acids)
Source: RefSeq, a predicted model, not a curated record
GGGAUGGAUGUGGGAUGGGUGCGCUUGUGUGGGGCCAGGGCAGAGGCGGGUGCAUCUAUUGAAAGUGGUGGAUAUUAAAUUAUUACACAUCUUAUCGACAUCUUCCCCAACCACCCACCCACUCCCUCCUCAUCCGCCACCCAUGCCCAUCGUUCUCAUUCUCCCACGGCAUGCUAGGCGUCUCUGACCGGCGAUGCAGAUCUCCGGCCGGCCCGAGCAGUAAGGCUCGUUCUUUUUUGGCGGGCGCGAGCUGAGGGGAGCUGGCCGUGUGCGGUGGUCACAGAAGAGACUGCAGAAGAGACUAGGGAGAGGAUGUACUCGCCUGGAGGUGAAGACGACGGUUUGUAUGGGGAACAUGGGUGUGAACAAGAUGAACCUGUAUCGGUUACAUCGAGGCUGUCAGUCAAGCAGGUUGUGACAGUGGUGCAAUCGUUCGGUGAGUACAAGAGGUGGCUGGUGUCGGAAAUAGGAUUUGGGGGUAUGCUAAAGCUGCCACUGAUAGCAAAAAUUGAUCUGAAAUUGAGCUUGUGGGUAAUGAGGAAAGUGGAGGUUGUGUCUCGUAUGAUUGUAAUUGAUAAGGAUCGGAAACUUCUAUUCACUCCAGAGGAUUUCCACAAGGUAUUUGGGGUGCCGUGCGGUAAUAGGGAUGUGCGUGGGAGGGAUGGAGACAUCAGCAUACGUUCUGUUGAGUUCAUCAAGGAUAUCAUUGGGAUGAACAGAUCUGCUGCUCACAGUCUGAAGGCUGCUGAAAUAUUUCUAUACAGGGACAUAAAUGAGAGCUCAACCAAAAUGGAGGACUGUUUCCAGAUUGCGUUUGUUAUUUUUGUGUUGGGAUAUGUGAUUGCUCCGUCCAUGAAGCAUGACUAUAUGACGAUUGAUUUUUGGGGUGCAGUUGCAAAUCCGGAACUAAUAGGCCAAUUUAAUUGGUGCCAGUAUGCGAUGGACAAGCUCAUGGGUGCAGUCAUCAAGCUCAAGCAUGAUGAUGAGGAAAGGGCAAUGACUAUUAAUUUAUUCGGAUGCCAUUUUUUCUUCCAAUCUCUGCGGGAGUUGAGCUUAUUGCUGAAUGAGCAGAAUGUGAGAUGCAGAUUGAAUGCAUCAGAGUUGCGGAACAAGAUGCAGGCUGAUAUGUUCAGCUUUGCCGACAGGCUUGUAUCGAUUGUCAAGGAGCACUGCAGGUGCUGCGCUAGGCGUGGACUAAAAAGAUGCAUCACACUUGUUGAACAGGGUGCGGCCAGUGAAGGUGUGCCAGGCAUGUUUAAGACGCCUAUGCGUCACGUCGGACGCCAGCUUGACUUAUCCGAUGAUGAUGACGGGGGUCGUAACUAUGAACCAAGGGAGAAGUCUCCUCGCGGCUCGAUUCGUAUUGGAUGUCAUGGUGCGCAAGAUUCCAUAGGGUGUGUGGGGAUGCAAGAGGAUGGAGAUGCAAAUGUUAUAUACAACAAUUCGGUUGCGGUGCAAAAUGUUGCAAGUGUUGACAAUGGAAUCGCCGAUAGAUUGACAGUGUACGCACAAACUGUGGCGGACAUGGUGCGAUGCAUGUAUUGUAGUUGUGCAUAGUUGUGCAGAUUCCAUAGAUUGACAGUGUACGCACAAAUUGUAGUUGUGCACGUCAAGUCAGUACAGAAUCAGUUUGUGGGUGCUCGCCAUGACAUCACAGCGUGUCGAAUGGUUCGAUACACAAAACAUAUCGCUUUUUAUCAAAAAUGAUUUUGGGUUGUGUUUUUGCAUAAAUUGUUGUGUAAUUCACCAAAUUAGGAUUCACAUGGAACAAAAUUCAUCCCGAAUAAUAUAAUGCUUGUAGUUCUUUGCGUUAGUCAUGCUGGACCAGGGGUGCUCGGCAUACAUGUGGGACAUGCUACGGAAGGAUAUUCAUGUGUUGGAUCUGAUGUGUGCCCAAGUUGUAGGGGGACAUCAACGCCGAAUGAUGCAUGAGGAAGCUGUGUCGCAGAUGCACAAUGCGUUGUUUUCAUGUUUAACUGAAUUCUUCGCAAAGUGGCAUUGUACGUCAGAUAGAUGGAAACGGAGGUUUCCCAGAAUAACGGAAGACAUUUUCACAAGGGAAGAGUCUAGUUUGUGUGCCAUUCAUGCGAUCCGUCAGUAUGACGGAGUAAAACUCAAGUGGCCCCUAAACAAGGGGGAGGUGCAAAGUUUCGCACAUAUGAUUAUGGUCUUCAAGACGACGCACAAUCUACCUGGCACACGAGUUUGUGAAAGUUCACUCGAUGAUCUGCUCGUACAUGAUGUUGGGGUAGUCACCAUGGUUGCCCUUGAGGGUCAGAACUUCAUAGGCCAUCUCCUUCCGAAGGUAUGAUAUCAGGUCCUGCUUAUAUCAUGUUAGAUACAGAGGUAUAUAUUUUUUGGAUAUAUGUUUUAGGGGGGGGGGGGAUUCAACUUACCGUUGUAACCGGGGUCUUCAGCAUGAUACCGGUGUGCUCCCGAAUGUAGUGAAGUUCAUAGAAUCCAGUCUCAUCAUUGCAAUGGCACAAAUUAUGAAUAGGCCAAUUGUGUAUGAUUAUGUCCACUGUGUUUAGUGCGACUUUAUCUGUUAGUUCGAUAAGAAUUGAUACAAUGAGUUUGGAAGACGAUGUAUACCUGUCACUGCAGCUUCUAUGCAUUCCAUACUUGUAACGAUAUGUCCAUGGGAAAGUAGCGAAAUGCCAGUCUGGAUACCACUCAUAAAGGCACUGGCACAGGGAAUGUAAAAUGAGAUGCUUCAUUUGGGCGUGUUUCUUGACCAUCCUUCUGGGUCCCGUGGAAGUCUCCAUUGGAUCCAUAACAAUCUUUGAUUUGUUGCCAAAGUCAACCUCAUAUACGCACCAGCCAUUCUCAACUAUUAGUGGAAUUUGUAUCUGCCCAAAUAUUGGACAGAGAGUUAGAAGGGAAGCAGUGUUUUUUAGCAAAGUCGAAUAUGUCUGGUAGGCAUGGACAGAAACUAGUAAGGGGAGAGCAUACCUUCUUGCACUCACAGACAUUGAAGUGUAGUUUACUCUGGUCAAACAUUGGAGCAAGCCUUGCCCAGUUUGGUUUGUCCCGGUUGAACUGGAAUUCAUCCUGUUUUUGUUUUUUCAGAAGUUAUAUCAGAGGCAGUGAUGGAAGAGGUUUGUAUUGGAAAUAGAACGCUAGUAUAGUUGAGCCAUGUUUCAGUUUAGGUUAUGUAUCCAGGGCACAAGAGUAUUAGCAAGAUUUUCAUUAUAUAAGGUGGGGUCUUUUGUACAUACCGUGAAACCUGGGUCCAGUAUCCAGCGCCAACGGGGCAUGCCACCAGGGUAGAGUUUGUCAUCCUUUGAAGUGUACACACGGACAACUGAUGCCAUUCCAUUCAUCUUUAGUCCGUGUCCAGAGCCGAAGUUCUUCAACAUAGUUUUUCCGGUCAUCUCCAGCAAGUAGGGCACACGGUGUGAAAACCACUUCCUGUUCACAGUGGACAGUAGCAUUAGUUUUUUUGUUGGACUUGUUAUGUGAAAUAGAGAGUAACCAAAUACAAGUUGUUAGUUGCUUUACAAAAUACCUCUUAUGGUCAUACUCGCUGUCGUUUUCUAGCUGGUAGUAGAAAGUGCAUACAUUUGUAGCACAUGGCUGGUUUAUAACUGCCCUCUUGAAAGUUGGUUCAACAGAGUCAUGUUCAAAUUUUUGGGUUACGGGGGCUGCAACGACCGUUCUCACGGGAACCCAGUUGCUCGGACCAGCUGGUAGGAAAACAAGGUAGCAAAGCCAGUGCGUCAGUGAGUAUUUUCUUAAGGCAGUAUCAAGUAUUAGAGUAGGUAUUUUCAUUGCUGAGCAAAAACUUUCUUUUGACUUACGGCCAGUGGGAGCUGACAUUGGUUCACCAAUAUUUGCUGUAAUGUGAUGAUUGUCGGGAGUUAUGUUGACUCCAGUGUUGGAAGUUGGGAUUCCAAGUGAACCUGCAUAAUUAGGAUCAGUCUCAAAGACAUUGAAAGGUGACACGAAUGUACUUUUUGCUAUAUGAGGAACAUUAGGGUUCAUACUGAUAUGUUGACAUUGGUUUUAAAAAGUGGGGAAAUUAUACUUAUGUGCAGAGUUGUCUGAUGCACGCCGACAGCCGUCUGGAGUCAUGUAGACAUGAGUAGGUAUAAGCUGAUCUCCAGUUUGCACAUUUGCUUCUCCAACGGAAGCUGAAGGUAUAGUUUCACAGUUUUAGGAUGAAUUGUCGAAACAAAGUCAUAUCACGAUAUCAUCUCAUAUGUAUAAGAUGGGUCAUUUCUUAAGACAUACCGGCUGCAAGCAACAAGUCCAGACCGGUAGAUGUGACCAUGAUGUCGGGGUUUGGAGUAACAUCCCACAUGGGCGCAGCAGUGGCAUCACCCUCUCUUGGCGCUGCACUCAGAAAGUAAAUGGCAAUUUUUUUUACACCACCAUGGCAACUUGUAUUUUGUCGGAACAAUCGACAGAACCAAGAUAUUACCUAGGUUUGUAGCAACGGGACUUGUUCCAAGAUGGAAAGGGUCAGAGUUGAAGGUGCCGGUGGUUGUUUGCGCAAGCACAUUAGCACUCGUGUCACCUUUUGUUGUCAGAAUGGCAAAACUUAGUUAGCAUAGUGUUUCAGGUGUUUCAAUUAAUAGUGUGUCAUUUUUUUGAGGUACUGAUGCUCUCAUGUUGUAAGCGCUCACCUUGAUUAGGUUUCUUUGAUGGCGGGGCAGAGUUGCAGAGUGCUCCAACUGAAAGAUCCCUUGGUCGCCGUCUCGUGUACUGGACUAUAUCCUUCGUCACUUUAGGUAACUACGGGUACGGGAAUGGUAUGGCGUUGGAGGACACGUCAAUCGCCCACGAUCACCUGUCAGACCACAGCAGCAGUACAUUUGAGAGGUAAUGCUAUGUGUAUCAGCUGAAAAUGUUAUGGGGAUUUAUCCACACACCUGGACGUUCAUCGGGGGUGACAUCAUCGUCCAAGUUGAGUGCACGGGGUGCCUCUGGGCAGACUGCUUGUGUAAUGAUCGCGUGAUCUUCAGGGAACCCAGGAGCACGCAGCUUUGGUGAUGGUGUUGCAAACGGUUCUACUUGUGGAUGCCCUGUUAUUCAACGAUUAUGUAUGUAUGAGUUGAAGGCAGGAACAGUAUGAUGUUGUUUCAAUGUCUGAACAAUGUCUUGCAAUCAUAGGAAGUAUAUGCACACCUGAAAGAUGCAUUAGCGAGUCCGCACAGACCAUGUUUACGCGUGCUUCAUCCACUUCGUCUGAUGCAAAUGUGGUUGUAUAGCAGGAAAGGCAGUUUUUUUGUUAUUGAAAAGGAGAACCAUUUUUUUUGCCUAAA